UUAUAUUAUCAUCGGCAACCGGUUGAUCAAGUUUGGUAUAACUAUCAAACGUUUUAUAAUCCAUUUAUCAUCUGUGUCCAUUUUGUCAUCAUCUAUGUCCAUUUCGCCAUCAUUCGUUUCCAUCUCGUCAUCAUCUAUGUCCAUUUCGCCAUCUUUCGUGUCGUCGGCAUUAUCUUUCGUGUCUUUCGUGUCAGAGACAUUAUCUUUGCCUAU
This is a messenger RNA of Rhizophagus irregularis DAOM 181602=DAOM 197198, 213 nucleotides long. The record is from RefSeq and is a predicted model, not a curated record. Lineage: Eukaryota; Fungi; Glomeromycota; Glomeromycetes; Glomerales; Glomeraceae.